GCCCGGCUUGAGCCCGGCGAGACGGUGACGGCCACGGUGCAUCGAUGCAGGAUCGUCUCCAACCGCCGGGCUUUUGCCUUCGCCCUGCUGCGUCGCGACGGCUCCGUCUGCACCUGGGGGGCCACGGAUGGCGGAGGAGACAGUACAAAAGUGCAAGCCAAGUUGACGGACGUGCAGCACAUCGCGGCCUCCAGCCACGCCUUCGCGGCCGUCCGUGCAGACGGCCAGGUGCUGGCCUGGGGAAACCCAAACUGGGGUGGCAAAGCUGACACGCUGCGCUUGCGCGCGCAGCUGCAGGGGGUGAGGGAGGUGGUGUCAUCGGGCGCAGCAUUUGCAGCCCUCCGGCGCGAUGCAACGGUGGUGACAUGGGGUUUGUCUCGGUGUGGCGGUGCAAGUGUGCACGUGCAGAAAGAACUGGUGGGUGUCAGCCGCAUAGUGGCCGCAAGGUAUGCCUUUGCCGCCUUGCGGACAGAUGGAUCUGUGGUGACCUGGGGUAGCAUGACCUCCGGUGGUGACAGCCGCGAGGUGGAAGGGGAACUGGUAGGCGUGAGGGACAUCGUGGCUUCUGAGAGGGCUUUUGCAGCGAUCCGUUCUGAUGGACGUGUGGUGACCUGGGGACAAGGCGGAGGACGGGAUCUUGUGGCUGUUCGUCAUCAGCUGCAUGGGAUUCAGUGGAUGGCUGCCACCGACUCGGCCUUUGCAGCGGUGCGGACGGAUGGCCGGGUGAUCACAUGGGGAUCGCCCGAAAGCGGAGGGGACAGCCUGGCUGUCCAGCCACAUCUUUGGGAAGUGGUGCACAUCUGGUCCACUGCACGGGCCUUUGCAGCACUGCGACAAGACGGAAGUGUCGUGACUUGGGGUGCUUCUGAGUAUGGUGGUGAUUCUUGCCAUGUUCAAGCACAGCUUCGUGAUGUCUUGGAGGUUGCAGCUUCACACGCAGCUUUCGCCGCGCUCCGGGAGGAUGGCAGGAUCGUUUCCUGGGGCUCGGCGGGAGCUGGAGGGGACUCCUCGGAGGUGGAGGAGCAGCUGUUUGAGGUGCGCCAUCUGGCGGCCUCAAGCGGGGCCUUUGCGGUCCUGACUGCCGGAGGGCGUGUGGUGGCCUGGGGAAGUCCAGAAGCGGGUGGAGAUUGCGCAGGCGUCCCGGAUGCACUUUAG
Messenger RNA from Symbiodinium sp. CCMP2456, 1155 nucleotides. The record is from the annotation of a GenBank genome assembly. Lineage: Eukaryota; Dinophyceae; Suessiales; Symbiodiniaceae.